AUGUGCAGACUAGAGCCAUUUCUGAAGAGGUCCCUAGUGGUCCUCCUUUUCCUGGGCCUGGCAGAGGCCUGCAUUCCUCAUGAAGGGUUAAUGAGGAGACUGUCCCCGGAUGGUUUCAGACUAAACACCAUAUCCUCCAAGACACCUACCCUGGUAACCACUCCAGACAAGUCAGAAGAAGAAAGUAAGGUGCUUCAGCACAUAGAGGGUCUACUGAGCCUCCAAGUACUGAAUGAAGAAACAAGUGACUGCAAAAAAGAAGUGAAGCUUCUUCCAGCCACCACCACAGCCAGGGGGCUUGUGAGGAGCAGUGGAUGGAACUUUCUGAGGUGUGCCUACCUGGUGAUCACAUUCCUCUUCGUGUCCUACAAUAAAGGAGACUGGUGUUACUGCCACUAUUGUAACCCGGACCUAGAUUUGAGAGACGACCCCUGCUGUUCCUUCCAGUGAAGCCGCCAUGUUUCACUCAGCCCUCACAAGCCCUCGUCUCCGAACGUUGCACAUACUAAGGAA
Mastomys coucha (southern multimammate mouse) is the source of this 513-nucleotide messenger RNA. It is a transcript of the gene Eddm13, whose product is annotated as epididymal protein 13. NCBI's taxonomy places the organism in Eukaryota, Metazoa, Chordata, Mammalia, Rodentia, Muridae. The coding region runs from base 1 to 450 and encodes 149 amino acids. The transcript has 10 exons. The record is from RefSeq and is a predicted model, not a curated record.